AUGGACUCAAUCAAGGUCCAUGACUCCUUGCGGCCGGGGCAGCCAGUUCCCUUCACCCCGAUCGAGAAAGGAAAAAUAUCGUGGUAUGCUUGCGGCCCGACUGUUUAUGACCACAGUCACUUGGGUCAUGCGCGCAACUAUGUCUCGACUGAUAUUAUCCGGCGUAUACUGCUCCAUUACUUCGGCUUUGAUGUCAAAUUUGUCAUGAACUUUACAGAUAUCGACGACAAGAUCAUCCUUAGAGCACGAAGACAGCGGCUACUUGAGAACGAGAAGAAAAAGAAAUAUACCGAUGCUGAGCUUACUGAGCUAGGCAUGGCCGCUUUCAAGGCAUAUGCGAAGAGCAAUCUUCCGAAGCUAGUCGAGGGCGACGACGGCCCGCUGGAUAUAAAUAACUAUGUAACCCGAAGAGAUACCACAUAUGGACAAGUUCUGGCUGGCGGGACAUUGACCGGAGAAGGAAAACCCGGCGAUGACGAGGCGAAGCUGAAAAUGCACAUCAAUAACAUGAACUCUGCUGUUGUUGCCAUUCGUGACAACCAGCUGUUUUCGGCCGCUGAGGAGAUACUGUUGCCAUACUUUGACUCUCUCUAUAAGGAAACAUUCGACACAAGCGACCAGACUAUCUUCACAUCACUUACGCAACUCAUGGAGAACGAAUUCACAAAGGAUAUGGACGCGCUCAACGUCCUUCGUCCCGACGUAGUAACGAGAGUUACCGAAUACGUACCGCAGAUCGCCAAUUUUGUGGAGAAGGUCGUAGAAAAGGGGUUUGCCUAUGAAGCCGAAGGCUCUGUGUACUUCGAUAUCACGGCUUUUGAGAAGGCCGGUAAUACAUAUGCGCGCUUACGGCCCGAGAGUCGGAACGACAAGGCUCUCCAAGAAGAGGGUGAGGGCUCUUUGGGUAAGAGCCUUGGAGGAAAGAGGGGCCCUGGAGAUUUCGCGUUAUGGAAAAAAUCGAAACCUGGCGAGCCUUACUGGCCAAGCAAAUGGGGUAAUGGAAGGCCUGGCUGGCAUAUUGAAUGCUCCGUGAUGGCAUCUGAUGUUCUUGGUUCACAUAUGGAUCUUCACUCCGGCGGCAUAGACCUCGCUUUCCCGCAUCACGACAACGAACUAGCACAGACCGAGGCUUACUUCUGCCAUCAUGGACGUGAACACGUUUGGGUUAAUUACUUCUUGCAUAUGGGCCAUUUAUCUAUCUCAGGAUCCAAAAUGUCCAAGUCAUUGAAGAAUUUUCAGACUAUAAAGGAUGCUCUAGCGUCGACAUACACUGCUCGAUCUAUGCGUGUCGUCUUUUUACAUGGAAGGUGGAAUGAUGGUGUAGAGAUAACACCAAGCAUGCGAACACAGGCAGACUCCUGGGAAACUACAGUCAAUAACUUCUUCACCAACGUCAAGUCACUUUUGGUAGAAGCCAAUGACACAACCACUUCUCUAAACAGUGGAGUCGAAGGCAUCUCUCUCAGUGAAAACAAGCCUGUAGAGGGGCUGGUGGCUGAAUUAGAACAAGCUCAGAGAGAUGUCGACACUGCACUAAGCAAUUCAUUUGACACCCCACAAGUCAUGCGAGUGCUCGCGGAUAUUAUUCGAAAAGCCAACAUUAGUAUUGGUGCUCCCAACGGCAAUACCGACUUACCAGCUGUUGAGUCUAUUGCGAGAUGGGUUACCAGGAUUGUCGGUAUCCUAGGUCUAGAUGCUAACGCAAAACCACCCUACAACGGACUCGGGUGGGCUUCUGCAGCUGCAUCAGCGGAUAUAGACCCAGCUACAGCGGUACAGCCUUACGAGGCAGUAUACAACUCGGUGCUCUCUGACGCUAAAUCACUCAAUCUUCCUAGCUCAGAGACAUUGACAGACCUCUUUUCCCAAUCGCCAAAGAGUGAAUUUGACUCGUUGGCGAAAGCGGGACUCCGAGAUCCCGAGCAGCUGGGGUUACCAUUCCUCCGUGCCACAUCUAAACUGCGUGACGAGCUACGGCGCAUAGUAUCAUCCGUCGCUCCCGAACUCAAGGCUUCCAUCCUUAGUCUCAGCGAUCGCAUUCGAGACUAUGAUCUAACGAACAUUGGCGUCUAUCUUGAUGACCGACCAGAUGGUCAACCAUCAUUAAUCAAGUUCAUUCCGGCGGCAGAGCUCAUCUCAGCAAGGGAGGAGAAAGCGGCCAGGGAAGCAGAAAAAGCAAAGGCCAAGGAAGAAGCGAGAAUAGCCCGAGAAAAAGCCGAAGCGGAAAAAUGGGAGAAGGCCAAGAUCUCACCGCAAGAUAUGUUCAAGAAUGACGAUCGAUACGCUGGAUGGGAUUCUGAUGGCAUGCCUACACAGUUGAAAGAUGGCAGCGAUGUGCCAAAAGCACAACUCAAAAAGCUCAAGAAGGAAUGGGAUAGACAAAAGAAGGCUCAUGGUGAGUAUCUCACGAAAUUUGGGGGCACCUGA
Messenger RNA from Xylaria bambusicola, 2427 nucleotides. RefSeq names its product tRNA synthetases class I (C) catalytic domain-containing protein. Gene Ontology annotation, biological process: cysteinyl-tRNA aminoacylation. The transcript has 6 exons. Gene Ontology annotation, molecular function: cysteine-tRNA ligase activity; ATP binding. The record is from RefSeq and is a predicted model, not a curated record. Gene Ontology annotation, cellular component: cytoplasm. Lineage: Eukaryota; Fungi; Ascomycota; Sordariomycetes; Xylariales; Xylariaceae. The coding region runs from base 1 to 2427 and encodes 808 amino acids.